GAAAAACAAAUCAAUCGAUGUACUCUCUAUGCUCUAUUUAUUUUCAUUAUUGUGACGUUUCUUGUGAUAGUGGACUCCACAUUUCUUACUCGAUCAAUUACGCUCUUAAUAAAGAGAUUUUUACGAUCCGAAUUAGUGUUCACUCAUCGUAAUCGAGUGUUUAGUGCAAUCGAGCCGACUCGCGGCUUGAAUUUUUGUGUCCCAAGUUCCAACCACACCCCAAAAAUAGGCCUCUCGGAUACUGCCAUUAUGGACAUGAUGAUAACUAAUAUACAACAACAGAGACAAAUUACAGAGCAGCUCCGGAGGGAAGCUGCAAUUAAAAGAAUUCUGGUGUCACAGGCUGUGCAGGAUAUCAUGAAGUACAUCCAGGAGCACACACAGGAGGACUACCUGUUGGUCGGGUUCAGCUCGCAGAAGGCUAACCCGUUCCGAGAGAAGAGCAGUUGUUCCGUUUUGUAACUCAUCGGUUCCCUCAUUGUGCAACGAGCAGUUACUGACAUGUAAAAUCAUUUCAUUUACUAAUUUUAAGGUACCUGGCACCAAGCAUAGUAAUAAUUAAUCAAUUGUGUAAUUUUUCAGCUAUAGAAUGAUGCUUGGUCUCAGUAUUUGUGUUUUUUAAACGUAUUCCUCCAUGUAAGUCUCUGUAUUUUCAUUGUUGUCAUAAACUUUUUUUAUAUUAUUUUGUCUCAAUGAUUUUAAAGUUACAAUUUUCAAUACUUAAUACUUUCUCAUACUAUUUUCUUCACCAUUCUGGUUUGCCAGUCGUUUCUCAAGCAGGCUUUGAGGGGAUCAAAUUGUUGACUAAAACCUGUUCAUGAAGUAAAUUUUAUCAUUCUAAUAUCACUCUGGAAGUCGCUAAGUUUUGAUAUUCCUCCUCGCUAUUACUAAUUCAGACAAAGUUCUUUUGCCAUAUCUCAUUCACCUCUCAACUAUCAAUCCUCCGAGUAUUUUCUGUUUUCAUUCACAAUUACAGAAAA
Messenger RNA from Bemisia tabaci, 980 nucleotides. RefSeq lists its product as uncharacterized. Gene Ontology annotation, biological process: G protein-coupled receptor signaling pathway. Gene Ontology annotation, cellular component: heterotrimeric G-protein complex. The record is from RefSeq and is a predicted model, not a curated record. Lineage: Eukaryota; Metazoa; Arthropoda; Insecta; Hemiptera; Aleyrodidae. Gene Ontology annotation, molecular function: G-protein beta-subunit binding.